Malus domestica (apple) is the source of this 1952-nucleotide messenger RNA. Lineage: Eukaryota; Viridiplantae; Streptophyta; Magnoliopsida; Rosales; Rosaceae. The record is from RefSeq and is a predicted model, not a curated record.
AUGAGAGAAGGGUUUAUAAAGACGAGCAGGGGGAGGCAUCUUUCACUACUUUAAUUCACUUCACUUGUAUAUUUACUUGUCCUGAAUACAAGAAAUGGCGGAAGGAGUUCUAUUCAACGUUGCAGCACAGAUCAUCGGAAGGCUAGGCUCCCUUGCUUUCCAAGAGAUCGGAUUGAUUUGGGGUGUCCAAGAUGAGCUCCACAAGCUCCAGGAGAUUGUUGCCGGAUUCCAAGGUGUUCUUCUUGACGUUGAGCAAAAGCAAACCAACAAUGAAGUCAAACUAUGGCUCGAAAGCGUAGAAGAUGCAGUAUGAAGCCGAUGACCUGCUGGAUGAGUUUAAUACUGAAGCUCAGCAGAGACAAAUGAUGUGUGGCAAUACUAAGAUGUCAAGGAAGGUACGCCUCUUCUUCUCUAGCUCAAAUCAACUUGCUUUUCGGCUAAAGAUGGGUCAUAAGAUAAAAGAUAUUAACAAGAGGCUUCGUGAGGUUGCAUCUCGUAGAGCCUUUCCCUUAGAAGUAAAUCGUGAAGAUACACGAUUUAUAAUUAGAGAGAGGAUCACUCACUCAUUUGUCCCUAAGGAAAAUGUUAUAGGGAGAGAUGCAGAUAAAAAGGCAAUUAUUCAACUUUUGUUGGAUCCCAUCUCAACUGAGAAUGUGUCAACCAUUUCCAUAGUUGGAUUUGGAGGAUUGGGGAAAACUGCUCUUGCCCAACUCAUAUUCAACGAUGAGGUGAUUCAAAAUCAUUUUGAGUUGAAAAUAUGGUCAUGUAUCUCUAAUGUAUUUGAGUUGGAUAUAGUCGUUAAGAAAAUACUAAAAGUUGACAAGAUUGAUAUGGAUGAGCUGCAAAAUGAUCUUAGAAGAAAAGUAGGUGGAAAGAAAUACCUAAUUGUGUUGGAUGAUGUGUGGAAUGAGAAUCGGGAGAAAUGGCUUAGCUUGAAGUACUUGUUAAUGGGGGGUGGAAAAGGUAGUAGAAUACUGAUAACCACUCGUAGUGAAACAGUUGCGAAGAUAUCAGACACAGCUAAACCGUACAGCUUAAGGGGUUUGAAUCAAGAGGAAAGUUGGUCUUUAUUUAAGGAAAUGGCUUUUAAAGAUGGAAAAGAGCCAGAGAAUUCAACAAUUAAGGCAAUUGGGAAGGAGGUUGCAAGAAAAUGUCAGGGAGUUCCACUUGCUAUAAGGACAAUAGGUGGGAUGUUGCGCACCAAAUAUCAUGAAACAGAAUGGUUGAAUUUCAAAGAAAAUAAACUUUCAAGAAUAAAUCAGGAUGAAAAUGAAAUUUUACCGACACUUAAACUAAGUUAUGAUGUGCUCCCAUCACAUUUGAAGCAUUGUUUUGCUUACUGUAGCUUGUUCCCACCUGAUUAUGAGAUCUCUAUACCGAUGUUGAUUAGACUUUGGGUGGCGCAAGGGUUCAUUAAGUCAUCCGGUGAAAACGAGAGUUUGGAGGAUGUUGCGUAUGAGUAUUAUAUGGAAUUGUUGUGCAGAUCGUUUUUUCAAGAAGAAGAAAAAGAUGAGUUUGGUAUAAUAACAAGUUGUAAAAUGCACGAUCUCAUGAAUGAACUUGCAAUCUUAGUGUCAGGGGUCGGAAGCACCAUUGUUGAUCUGAACCAAAAGAAAUUUCAUGAAAAGCUUCGUCAUGUAUCUUUCAGUUUUCAGGUUGAUCCGUUGAAAUGGGAAGUGCCAGCUUCCUUGCUAAAAGCAAAAAAGAUACGAACUUUUCUUCUUCCUUGCCAACAGCAUAGAAGUAGUUCAUUAUGUAAUUCAUUUUGCGUUACAAUUAUUUCAAAUUUUAAGUCGUUGCGUAUGUUGAGUCUCAAAGAUUUUGGAAUUUCAAAAUUACCUAUUUGUCUUAAAAAAGUCAAACAUUUGAGAUAUCUUGAUCUUAGUGGUAAUCGCAUCGAGAGACUUCCAGAUUGGAUAGUUGGACUUUCGAAUUUGGAAACACUUGAUCUC